Cottoperca gobio is the source of this 3233-nucleotide messenger RNA. RefSeq names its product S-adenosylmethionine sensor upstream of mTORC1 (gene samtor). The coding region runs from base 116 to 1294 and encodes 392 amino acids. Gene Ontology annotation, biological process: negative regulation of TORC1 signaling. The transcript has 5 exons. The record is from RefSeq and is a predicted model, not a curated record. Lineage: Eukaryota; Metazoa; Chordata; Actinopteri; Perciformes; Bovichtidae.
AGAGUCAACCAAUCAGCUUGCGUAUUGCUGGCCAGCGCACCGGUUCGCCGGUCGGUUUGCAGCUGGGAAAAAGGGGGAAGCAAGUAGCGAAGGGCAGCAUCGGCGGUGCGGUGCUAUGGACCUCAGGGACAAUGUCGAGACAGGGGAGACGGAAAACCACACCGAGCUGUUCUACGUGCCGAUUCCAGACGAAGAGCCGUGCAAGAGGGAGCAGGAGAAGCUGUCAGGGGUCGUCAAAAACGUCCACAGAAAACUGCGCAGGAAAUACAGAGAGGUGGGCGACUUUGACAAGAUCUGGCGUGAGCACUGUGAAGAUGAGCAGACGCUGAGUGAGUACGCCCUCGCCAUGAAGAAUCUCGCCGACAACCACUGGACCAAAAACUGCGAAGGAGAGGGACGCAUCGAGUGGUGUCGCAGUGUCUGUCAAGAAUAUUAUUUGGAUGGCGGGAUGAAAAGAAUGUUAGAAAAGGAUCAGAAAAGUGCCAUCCUUGCCAUGGGUCUGACUGCAGCAUCUGUAAGUGCCCAACCGUACAGCUCCAUGCCCAGUUCUAUCUCUCAGCUGGGGAAAAUGCGCCUUCUUGACGUGGGAAGCUGCUUCAACCCUUUCCUGAAGUUUGAUGAAUUCCUUACAGUUGGUAUUGACAUCGUGCCUGCAGUGGAGAGUGUGUACAAGUGCGACUUCCUCAACCUUCAGCUCCAGCAGCCUCUCCAGCUGGCAAGUGAUGCGGUAGAGGCCUUCCUCCGCCAGCUCCACAACCCCAUCGACUCGCUGCCUGCCCAGCUUUUCCACGUGGUGGUCUUCUCCCUGCUCCUGUCCUACUUCCCCUCACCUUACCAGCGCUGGAUCUGCUGUAAGAAGGCCCAUGAGCUGCUGGACCUGAACGGCCUGCUGCUCAUCAUCACGCCCGACUCCUCCCACCAAAACCGCCAUGCCCUUAUGAUGCGAAGCUGGCGCGUCGCAGUGGAGUCCCUGGGCUUCAAGCGCUACAAAUACAUCAAGUAUUCCCACAUGCAUCUCAUCGCCUUCCGUAAGGUGUGUCUGGCCACCACCAGCGACCUGGUGUCACGCAACUACCCCGAGAUGCUCUACAUCCCUCAGGACUUCCACUCCAACGAGGAGGAAGAGUGUGCCGACGUGCACGUGCAGGUGCGCUCCGAGUUCGAGGAUGACCAGGUGGCUUGGAGCUUCACGGAGCUACCUGACACGCCCUACGAUUCAGAUUCCGGGGAGAGCCAGAGCGGCUCGGUGCCCGGCUUCCACGAGCUAGAAGACCCCAUUCUGCUUCAGAGCUAGGCUGCACCAGCUGCCCCCCCCCUCUCCUUUUCUCUACGUAACUGUCACCUCCCCUUCAACUGCUGCACUGCCAAAAUUAACCUGCUGCAAUCUUCUCCCACUUCUCCCUCUCCUCGAAACAAUGCAGUUUGCACAGUGUAAAAGAGAGAAGUUUACAGAUUAUUUUCUCAUAUCCACACUCCUGUGAGUAGACACGCAUACACGCACACGUAUACGCACACACACACACACACACACACACUAAGAUGGAUAUAUUUUGAUAAAUAUCUAGGUUUUUUAAGAGUUGGAAAGUGAUUGCCCUUAAGAUAUCUAAACUCCCCGCUCCUUGAUUUCCAUACCAACUUUCAAUCAGCUUUCAAUAACAAAAGUCAGCUUGUAUACAUUCUGUACUCGGUCUCUAUUCGAAUAAGCUCGUGUGGCAGGCUGCUUACUGCAGACAAAUAAAGCAACCCCAGCAGUCUGACGGGCGUUUGAUUGCACUGGAGAGACUGAGAUUGAACGACUGGACUGGUACGCUUGCUUCUGUCAGUCAUGCAGCUAGAGUCUCUGAGAAUCCUUGAUGUGCAUUUAGUUUUACAAAAAAAAAAAAAAAAAAAAAGUUCAUUGUUUUGAGAGAGAAAUACAUUUAUUUCUCUCUCAAGUCAAAACAUGGGUGUUGUCCAGUGUAAAGUGUGGCAAUGCCAUUUUAACUUGGCGUCCUCUGAAUGACUUGUGUAUCUUUUACAAGAAAGUGGUAUUUGUAGCAUUUUAAACAUUUCUCAGAACCAUACGGUAGGAGUAUUACUAGGUUUACUAAUGUGAAACUGUAACUGUGUUUACUCAUUGUGUAACAAGGUACGAGUGUUUCCGAGUAGAUAUUAGACUUUUUUUUCCUUCUCUCGUUGUCCUCACAAAUAUUAGAAACGAUCUCCUGUUAGAUUUCCAAUGCGUUUUUGUUCUCUAGCAGAGAAAUGGUACAACACUGCAAGUCUGAGACUCAUAUCAAAUGGACUGCAAAGCACCAGUAUCCUUUGACACGAUUGUGUAACUUUGAUGUGAAACUAUAGUGAGUACUCUGCCUCCAAAAAACAUCCCGAUCUGAGCUCCUCACUGAAAAUUCACCUUGAUAGAAGAGAUUUGCACUAAUUUACUAUUUUUGACAUACAUAACCUCUGAACCAGGUGAGAAACUGUAGUUGUUAGCAAUAGCAAGCAAGACCAGAUCUGAAGAUGCUGUGUCCGACCGACGCGCGGAGAUUUUAGCUAAAGAUACUACCUGAUGAAAUGUUAGUGUGUGUUCCUGCCUGUCCCUGAAUGUGUGUGGGUGUGGUCGUGUGUCAGUAUGAAUGAAGGAAUGAAUUUACGUAGAUGUGUUCUCGUCAGUGGCACUUUAUCGUUGAUCCAAAGGGUGUCACAAAAUGUAAUUAUUUUCCUAUGAUGACAGUUUUACAACCAACAUGAUGGGCCCAAAACAAUAAUACCAGUAAGUCUAAGGUGCCUUCUUUGUUCCCAUUUACUGUAUGUUGCAAGCAGACUUUCAUACCCCUGGAGAAAAUGAAACGCAUACCUAUUUUUUUUUUCUUCUUUCUUUUUAACAAAAAGAUAUCUUUGGCCAAACGGUACAUAUAAACUGCCUUGUUCUCUUUUGUCAUAUUAUUGGAUAACAAGAAACAUUUCCAGUGUUGAUGUAAUGCAGUGUGUUGUUGCCAUUUCCUUAUCAUUUUCCAGCUAAUGCACAUCUCUCUGCUGAUAUCUUCUCUGUUUUAACACGAAAAAGAAACAUUUCACAGUACCACACAUAUUCAGACUUUGAAGUUUUGUGAUCAACUGGUGCAUUUGUCUUCCAAUGUCUCGUUUGGCCCAUUUGCAUGAUUUGUUUCGUCUUCAUUAUCAACAAUGCAGAACAAUGUGUGCUUAUAGUAUGGUUGUAUUUCUCUUUUAUAAAUGAAUGUAAAUGUAAA